Molecule: messenger RNA, 1368 nt
Organism: Notolabrus celidotus (New Zealand spotty)
Lineage: Eukaryota; Metazoa; Chordata; Actinopteri; Labriformes; Labridae
Product: probable ATP-dependent RNA helicase DDX47
Exons: 6
Source: RefSeq, a predicted model, not a curated record
GUCCAGAAACUUCAGAGAGCAGCCCUGAAAGAUCCAGUGAAGUGCGCCGUAUCCACCAAAUACUCCACAGUGGACAAACUCCAGCAGUACUACGUCUUCAUACCGGCCAAGUACAAGGACUGUUACCUGGUGUCCAUCCUGAACGAACUCGCCGGCAACUCAUUCAUGAUCUUCUGCAGCACGUGUAAUAACGCCCAGCGGGUGGCGCUGUUGUUAAGGAACCUUGGAAUCACUGCAAUCCCUCUUCAUGGACAGAUGAGUCAGAACAAACGUCUCGGAGCGCUCAACAAGUUCAAGUCAAAGUCCCGCUCGGUGCUGCUGGCGACAGAUGUGGCGUCCAGAGGACUCGACAUUCCUCACGUAGACUGUGUCAUCAACUACGACAUCCCCACUCACUCCAAGGAUUACAUCCACAGAGUCGGACGAACCGCCAGAGCGGGGCGGUCUGGAAAGUCCAUCACGUUUGUCACUCAAUAUGAUGUGGAGCUUUUCCAGCGAAUUGAAACCCUGAUUGGGAAAAAGCUUCCCGCCUUCCCGACGCAGGAGGACGAGGUGAUGAUGCUGGUGGAGAGGGUUAGUGAAGCUCAGAGAUAUGCACGGCUGGAAAUGAAGGAACAAGGUGAGAAAAAGAAAAGGCCCAGAGGAGGAGACAGAGACGAGGAUGACACAGAGCAAUCCAGCGGAGUGAGGAAGAAAGUGAAAGGUGGUUUAGGAGGAGGAGGAGGAGGAGGAGGAGGAGGAGAUGGGGGGAAAGGAGGGGUGAAAAAGAGAGGUGGAGGAGCCUGGAGGGGAGGGCGCUAAAGCCUCCAACAUGAACAGACUGUAUAUAAACCUGACAUACCCACAACAACAUGCCUUUAAUGUUUGUUUUUCAUGUAAUAUUUCAUCAUGUUAUUUCACCAUAUUUACAUAGCGUCCAUUUAAAUCUAAACAUCACACUUUUAAAAUGUUAAACUGCUUUAUUACACCUUUAAAGAUCCAUAAACAUCAACUUUAAAGCUUUGAGGUUGAUACACAGCUAAAUAAGAACACAUGUUGAAAUUUGAAGACAUAGAAAGCCAUAUUUCAGGUUAAUUUUAGAUGUUUGAUGAGUUUUAAAGUAUGUUUUCACUUGAAUUAUGACUCAAACUUCCACAUUACAUCUUAAUUAGAGUUAAUAAGAUGAAGAAGUGGCGUUAAACUAACCCUUUGUCCGGUUUAUUAUGUCAUUUAUAACAUAAAACAUCAAAGUGUGACAUUUAAGAGAUAAAUGGCGUCCUAGUAAAUAUGGUUUGAUUCAGUUAGUAAUCUAUUUAAUUUCAAACAAAGGUUUUCCUGUUCCUUUGAGAGAUAUUUCUAUUUGUAAUAAAAUAACUCGGUUAAACACAA